Messenger RNA from Tilletiaria anomala UBC 951, 3318 nucleotides. RefSeq lists its product as uncharacterized. Gene Ontology annotation, biological process: cytoskeleton organization; small GTPase-mediated signal transduction. The coding region runs from base 1 to 3318 and encodes 1105 amino acids. Gene Ontology annotation, molecular function: GTPase activator activity. Gene Ontology annotation, cellular component: division septum; cytoplasm; plasma membrane. The record is from RefSeq and is a predicted model, not a curated record. The transcript has 3 exons. Lineage: Eukaryota; Fungi; Basidiomycota; Exobasidiomycetes; Georgefischeriales; Tilletiariaceae.
AUGACGCUUCCUUCGGCGCUUGCUAUUUCCCUCCCGCCGACAUUUCAAACCUCGUUUUGGCCGUCCGGGCCGACGCAUGUGCACGCCGGCUCGUUCGUAGACGAGGCACCUUCCUCCUCUUCAUCAUCCGGUGCAGGUGUAGUCCCGCCUUCGUAUAACACUUACCGUCCGCCGCUGCUCCGUCUGUACGCGCACCUGCAAGCGGGCAUCGACCUCAACUCGCGUCUGCUCGCGCUCGUCCAGCAUCGCGCCGCGUCCGAGUACGCGUACGCCGAGUCGCUCGCGACGCCUACGCCCUCGCCGACGUACUAUGCGCCGAUCCUCAGCGGCGCCGCUGCGCAGGCACGCAGCCCGUCCUCCUUCCGCGCCUUGCAGCGCAACGUGCCCGGCUUCGCGGGCGUAGCGGGCGUCCUACAUAUCGCUGAGCAGGAGACGCAACGGGCGCACGCUGAGGCGCACGGCCGCGUCGCGAGCUUGCUCGAGCACACGAUCCUCGAGCCGUUUGGAAAGUGGACCGGUGAGCACCGCGAGCGCGUCAAGCGCAGCUGGGACCACGUCGAUGAGUGGCUUGCCAACAUCGAGAUCAUGGGCGAGGAGGUGGACAAGCUGCGCGCCGCGUAUGAGCACAAGUGCAGGGCCGCGGAUGAGGCGGAGGACGACGCGCGCUUCGCGCCAAUCGAGAACGCGGCCUCGGCCUCUUCGCCUGCGCCUCAUACGCCCUUUAAGUUCCCCUACUCCGCCGCUGCCUCGCACAGCACGCCACCCAACAGGAGCGAAAAGGUACUCAAUGGCCACGACGGCCAGCGUCAUAUCAGCAUCAGCCAGUCCGCUGUCGACACCUCCGCUUCACCAGAGAGCGUGAACGCCGCUGACAAGGACGACUCGAAACCGGUAGUCCCCGAGGACGACGAGGAGAAGCUCAAGCGGCGCGACACGCUUCGCGAGAAGUUUGGCUUCGACAAACGCUCGAGCCACAAGUCUGCCGGCAGUGCUGACAGCGAUGAUGCCGCCCUGGACAACUCGACAUUGGCGUCUGCAGCAGCUGCUGCUGAUGAGUCCCUCAGCUCCGUCUCAGGCGGCGGCGGUACGGCGCUCAAGCGCUCCAGCACGCUCUCGACCGUCUUGUCCCGCAUCGACAACGCAACACGCGCGGCAUCCACGUCGCCGAUCGUUAGCAACCUGCGCGCAGCCGUCGCCGGCGUCGGUUCGCUCGGCGAGCCGAAGCACAUCCGUCUGCGCCGCGAUGCGCAGAACGUCGAGGACAAGUACCGCACCGCGGUCGAGAGGCUCGAUCGCCUCCGUGCUGAGUUUGACGAGGUUGCCAUGGAGCACCUCGGCCUCACCCAGCGCUGGGAGGGAGAUCGGCAGCGCGCGGUCAAAUCUGCCAUCACGCAGUACACUCGCGCUUUCGAGCCGCUCGCGCGCAUCAGCGGCGGUGGUGGCGUGGCGGCACAGCGGCUCGCGCAGCUGCCAUCUGCCUAUUCGAGCACGCAGGACUUUGCGACGGCUAUCCGCGUGCUCGCGACGGCGCCGUACAAGCCCCUGCCCCAGGUCUUCCAUCCGUACUACCACCACGACCUGUCGACGCUCGCCGGCGCUGGCAGCGAGGGCUUCGGAAUGAACCUGCUCGUCUGGGACCGCGCGCGUGCGCUCGCGGGUUCGCCGAUGGAUGACGGCAGCGCAAUAGCGCAGUCUGCUGGAGGUGUUGCUGCUACUGCCACUGCUGCCGGUGAAAAGCUGCCCGAGCCACCGAGGGCGCUGCUGUUGCUUCUUCACGCACUGAGCGAUGCGUAUGCCAAUGAGAAGCGGUGGCCCAGCCCCGCGUCGACGUCGCCAGCAACGCAUGGCGCGAAGGACGACGAGGCAUCCACGUCUGCGCAGCCGCAAGUGUCGCAAGCGCUUCAGAAUGCCGAGAAGAGGCGCGCGUGGAUCUAUGAGGUGCCGCUGCGCUCCGUGCACACGUUGCGCUUUGCGCUGAUCGCCGCAUUGCGUGCGCAGCGCCCAGACAAAGAGAUCCUCGCUAACCUGCUUGGGCGCGCCGACCCGCCCGUGCUCGCGGCGCUCGUCAAGACGUGGGCCAUGGAGCUCGAGGAAACGCUCGUCAUGCAGAGCUGCUGGGACAUGGUCUGGAGCGUCUACCGCGCAGCCUCAGCGCAAGAGGAGGAGGCGCUCAAGGGCCAGAACAGCAGCAAGGGCGAGGGCGAGGGCGAGGUCGGUGCUGCAACAGAUGCCAAGUCGGCGGUUGAUGGGGACAAAGCGGAGAAAGAAGCGGAGGAGGCUUCUGCUCAGGCGGACGUCAAGGGAAAACAGCCUGCUGUCGAGAGCGCCGUGCCGCCGACUCUGUCCAAAGAUGUGCACGAAAAGAUCGCAAAAGGCAUCCUCGACGACCUCGGGGUUGUGCUGCUGAAGCUACCCAAGGUCCACCUUAGCUGCCUCGACUCUGUGGUUAGCCACCUCUCGCAGCUGUACAAGAGCACCGAGGAUGAGGAUGCGGACACCAUGUGGCUGCAAAAGCUGGGCAUGAGCACUGGCAGAGCUCUGUUGCGCCCACCAAGCGAGCUGCCGCAGACGAUCUACGCAAGGCACCCUGCGCUUCUGGUAAUCGACCUGGUCAAGAACUACGACAAACUCUUCCCGGACAUUGUCGCGGCCAAGGCUAAAGAGUCCGGACUCGCGAACCAGGCAAAGCGACGCGCGCCCGUCCGGAGGCGCACGAAGCCUAUCGAUAUGCGCACCAGCCGCAGCUCUCUCGCUGCGGCGCAUGGUGAUGCGCCGCCUCUGCCAUUGAUAAAGGAUGCUGCGUCGCCGAGUCCCAGUGCGUCGCUAUCCGUCCUGAAUAACACGGUUGUGCAGCCGUCCGACUUGCUCGCUCCAGCUACCGGCCCCUUGCAGAAGCCGAAGAUCAUCACCAAGACGGGGAAGAUUGAUGGUGGCGACGGUGUGGUAAAGGAUGACGCAAGUGGAAGCGCUUUGGUCGCGACGCCUACCCCCAUAUCUGAGCGUAUGCUCGGUAGCUUACCGACAACAACAACAGGUAAGGACACACAAGUCAAAAACGAGCUCAAUAUGGACAGCCACAGCCUCGAUGUUAUCGAUGCUGGUAGCGAGAACAACGACACGUUGCCCGCUAGCAGCACCGCACUGCAUUCUACGUCCGAAGGAAAAGAGGGCGACGCGGACGCGACUAUCGCUGACGGCUCUGCAGCAGCGCAGGCGGACAAGCCGCUGUCGAACGUCGCUAGGCUCAGCAGGCAGUUCGCUGCGCCUACUUCGGGCAUUGGAGGUCCUCGAGGUCCGCGGCCCGCUGGCAGCCGUUAG